This is a messenger RNA of Erythranthe guttata (spotted monkey flower), 3625 nucleotides long. The record is from RefSeq and is a predicted model, not a curated record. Lineage: Eukaryota; Viridiplantae; Streptophyta; Magnoliopsida; Lamiales; Phrymaceae.
CUAAUAAAACUGCCCCAAAAACCCUUUUUCUUAAACCCUAUACCACUGUCGACCUCUUUAUCUUCCGCCACCGCACCGCCGCCGUGUCAGAUUGUUCCUCUACCACCGCAAUGGACGAUAACGCGGCAGAAGACACCCAAUCUUUCAAUGCAAACAGUGACAUAUGCCAACAGCUAUUAACCCGCUACGCCCGCUCAUCAGCCGCGCAGCACCGCCAUCUCUGCGCCACCGCCGCCGCCACCCGAGACAUCAUCCAAUCCUCUUCUCUUCCCCUUACUCCCAUAUCAUACUUCGCCGCCACCAUCACUUCUCUUUCCGACUCCGAAAACCUCGACUCAAAUGCUCUUGGCGCGCUAACCUCGUUCCUAGCAAUCGUGCUCCCGUUAGUUGGUAGGGGUGAAAUAAACCCGGAGAAAGCGGGGGAGUCUGUUAGGAUUCUGGUUACCACAGUUGAGGAGAAUGGUAACUUGGGAACUUCUGGUGUUAGAGCUGUGGUCAAAUGCGUCGGUGUUUUGGUUGCUGAGUUCUGCAAUUCGAACGAGUGGGACUCGGUUGCGCUAGGGUUCGAGUGGCUUGUGAAAUUCUCCCUCGAUAAACGGCCCAAGGUGAGGAAAUGUGCUCAUGAUUGUUUCUUGACAGUUUUCAAGUCGUUCGAAUCCUCUGCUAUGCUCAACAAGGCAAGUAAAUCGAUAUACCUUUUGCUCAAAGAUCAAAUGCCUUUGGCCAAAGAAAUGACCACUUCAGAAAUCGUCGAUGGAGCCAAAUCCGAAGCAAUGUCAAAGCCCGAACAUCAGAACUUCCUUUAUCUGUUGAAUGUGACGAAGCAUGUUGUUCAACACCUCUCUCCUAAAAUCCGCGUCAAGAUUCUUUCACAGCUUUUGAAGAUUUUGGGCUCUCGUUUCUCAACGAUGACAAGACACAUUUUUGAUGUUAUUUCGGCUGUAUUUGAAAUUUCGGGAGCUGAUGUUAUAAUUUCGAAUGCCGAGGAGAUUUUUGGGUCACUGGUUUCCUACAUAUCAUCUAGAGAAAACAAUCCAGUUGACAGUGUAUUGUUUGCCGCAAAUUUAGCGAAAACUGCUUUAGCCAAACUUCAUGAUGGGGAUAUAAACGAAUGGACAACCAAUUUUGCUAUGCUCACUGAAUCGUUAGCAGGCCUUCUAUCUUCCAAUGGUGAUGUUGCUUUACCGACCUCCAUUAUACUUAGAGAACUAAUAGACCAUCAUAUCGAUGGAAAAAGCUUAUUGACCAUUGAAAGCCAAGAAAUGGAAGGCGUGACAACUCAGAGUGCAGAGUUCAAAGCCAUGGAAACUACAUGCACCACUUUCUACAAUGUGUUGAGUGCUUCGGCUCAAAUUCCGAAUGAACAUUUCUUCUCUGUGGUAGCUUUUCUGUUCGUCAAACUUGGUCGAGUAUCAGACGUCUUUAUGAAGCCUAUACUUCUUAAACUUGCUGAUUUGGUGAAUGCUAGUUCUGCAGAAGCUUCUGAAAUUAAAACACUUCAGGACUGCAUUGGGUCUGCUGUUGCUGCCAUGGGGCCGGAGAAAAUACUUGCUUCACUCCCGAUUUCCUUCAGCGCUAAAGAUUGUUCCGGUUCAAAUACCUGGUUAAUACCAAUAUUAAAGAAAAAUAUUGUUGGAUCAUCACUGCAGUUCUUUAUGGAGCACAUCAUACCUCUUGCUGAAUCCUUUGAGAAGGGAUCUCAUAAAGUUAAAAAGUCAGUAAUUCGCCGAGAUCUGCAGGCUUACGCCCAUGCUUGUUGGGGAUUGUUGCCUGCUUUUUGUCACCAAGCAAGUGAUACUUCUCAAAAUGUUAGAGCUCUAGUCAAACUCUUAAUCCCUUUUAUCAAAGAGGGCUCCUUUAUGCUUGAGAUUAUCGCUACUGGUUUGCAGGAGCUAGUCAAUGAAAAUAAGAGUGCACUUGCCACUAAUCCGGAAUCUGUGCAGUUGACAGAAGUUCAAACGACAGAAAUUCAUGAUGAAUUGGCAAUGAAUCCUGACACAAAGAGUUCGCACUCAAGAAAGAUUGCAAAGAAAAAUAUUAAGGCUUUGGCUUUGUGUGCCAAAAAGUUGCUCCAGCCUUUAAUCAGUGUCUUAUUUCAGAGCCCCCCCGAGAUACGCAAACAUCUAAAGGGUGCAAUUGGAUGCUUGGUGUCCAUAUGUGAGGCUUCAGUCAUAAAAGAUAUUUUUAUAGCCUCACUUGAGAAGUUUAAGCUUCUAGAUGAUAUCCGCGAACAUGGAGAAGUGGAGUCUGAUACUGAUGGUUCAACCAAUGAAAAAGAAAGUAGGGGAACCAAUGCAAAGAGGCUUAUAAUUCUGGAUCUCGCGUCUUGCAUUAUCGAAGGAUCCGACAGUGAUCUUGUUGAUAUACUCUUUUCUGUUAUUAAGUGUGCUUUGAAGGCGAGCGAUGAGGUCGGUCAGAUUGAAGCAUAUCGAACUCUCAGCAGAAUUCUUGAGACGCAUUCUUGGUUCUGCUCGUCACAAUUUGAUGUGGUGAUGGAUUUGUUCACUGGAACAAAGUCUUCAGCUAAUGUCACGUUGCUUGAAAAUCGUUUUGCCUGUUUGCAGACCUUGUUGAUUCAUGCUUUAAUGAGAAACACAGAUGGGGAGAUACACAGCUUUCCUUAUCCUGAACGAGAUUAUUCUCACGUUGAAGGAUUAAGGAAAGGGCUCUUCCCCUUUUGGCAGAUUACGGGUUACCUUUCUGGUCCGUCUCCCCAUAUAAAGAGCGGAGUGGUGUCUGUACUCUCGGUAUUGGUUUACAGCGAUCCCGAUAUAUGCACCAAAACGCCUGAUCUAUUCCCCGCUGUUAUGGAGUUAUUGCACAGCAAGGCCAUUGAGGUUAUAAAAGCUGUUUUGGGCUUUGUCAAAGUGUUGGUUUCGUCUCUUAAACCAAGUGACCUGCAUCGUUUUCUUCCCGACAUUGUCGAUGGAAUUCUGCGAUGGAAAUCUGUCCACCACUGCCAUUUCAAAACCAAGAUUAUCGUGAUCUUAGAGAUUUUGAUGAGGAAGUGUGGUUCCCCUGCAGUGAAAGCACACGCACCUGAGAAAUACAAGGAUUUUAUGCAGAGUGUUGUUUUGAAUCGACAUGGCAAGGGAAGUUCCAAAGAAGCUGAAGGCAAAGACACUAUACCAGAACAUUCUGAUUCGUCUCUUGGGGGGCAGCAGAAAAGGAAACGAGAGGAUUCUUCUGCCAUGUCAUCCAAGGAAGAAGGUUCUUCGAGACCUUGGAAAAGGAAGAUGGAGAGGAAACAAAACGCUGGCACGGAAAGCGAUCUUAAGCACAGAGCGAAACAUAUUGAGAGGAGAUUAAUGAAGAGGCAAGGAAAUAAUAGUAAUAAUAAUAAUAAUAUCCAAACACCGAAUGUUACUUCCAAAUUUAACAAGCACAAAAGACUAGCAACGAAGGACCGAAACUGACGUGGGUGCGCAACAAUUGCUAGCAGUUUCGAAAGUUGUUUCGAGAUAGUGCUGAAAAUAUUUGUUUUGGGUUUUAUUAUAUAGGCAAUGUUGUGAUAAAUUAGACGGAGCAAUAGUUUAGGGGGCUUUUGUUAUUACGGAUACUAUAAGGGUGUAUAAUUUAUUUGAUCAUACUUCAGUGGUUUUCGUAAUUUACCAUUUCUAAUUAA